AUGGGUUUGUCAACUCGCUUCCUCCGCAUCCCGCGGCCAGAGACAUUCCUCUACGUUAUGAGCCUGCAAACAGGCGCUUCGCUGAUUACUCUGUCGCUAUUACUCAACAAAAUUAGCGGUCUUUAUGGCUUGCUCGCGCUGCUUACCGGAUACCACCUCUCGCCCGUUCAGCUAUCCAUGUACCUUUACUCUUUGAUCGCGCUUGCUAUCACAGUUCUGCUCUUCCCACACAUUCGAAAACAGUCUCCUUUGCAAUGUCUUGCGCUUGCCUGGCUCUAUGUUCUCGACAGCGCCAUCAACGCUGCUUACACCGCCGCGUUUGGUGUGACAUGGUUCUUGGUUAUUGCUCAGCACACGGACUCGGAUAACACAAAGGCAUCAGGCCCGGGAAGUGAUACUAUGGGCCAAACUGCGGGAUUCACUGGCUCUGAGUACGAUACGACGCGGUCGGCUGCUAGGGGUGAGAGGAGCGCGGAUCAACUCGGCGAUGCCGUCACUCAGCCAGAGAGCUUCGAAAGUAUUCUCUUCAUUUGUGCGCUAUGGAGCAUUCGCCUUUACUUCGUCUUCGUUAUGCUCGCGUUUGCUCGCCAUACUCUGCGAUUAUACAUUGCUAUGCCUCGCCACACCCAAUUACCCACCCAUAGCCGAAAUACCUCUGCCGCUAGCAUGGCCAGCGUUGCUGACAUCGACCGCGAACCGUUCUCGCCCUAUAGCCCUGAUGGACAGGGAUGGCAGGGCAAGCUGGGACGUCUCAUGAUCGGUGUUGGAAGAAAUUACUGGCUUGGUGACGAGGAUGACGGGACAUGGGUCAACAUGAGCCACCGAUUCCACACUCGCGGAGAGCCUACGGCAGGACCCCCUGGCCCCAUUGAGCGGGAGAGACGUCGUCGAUCCGGAACGGGACCACCACAGCCCUCGCAGGCUGCCGUCCAAGCGGCUUCUUUACAGCAGCCGGCACAUGAGCUGACCGCCGGUCCGAGAUUGACCGUCAAGGUGCAAGAUUGGGAUGAAAGGUAG
Aspergillus puulaauensis is the source of this 1017-nucleotide messenger RNA. RefSeq names its product inositol phosphorylceramide synthase regulatory subunit KEI1. Gene Ontology annotation, biological process: inositol phosphoceramide metabolic process. Gene Ontology annotation, molecular function: inositol phosphoceramide synthase regulator activity. The transcript has 2 exons. The coding region runs from base 1 to 1017 and encodes 338 amino acids. The record is from RefSeq and is a predicted model, not a curated record. Lineage: Eukaryota; Fungi; Ascomycota; Eurotiomycetes; Eurotiales; Aspergillaceae. Gene Ontology annotation, cellular component: inositol phosphoceramide synthase complex; Golgi membrane.